Molecule: messenger RNA, 868 nt
Organism: Arabidopsis thaliana (thale cress)
Lineage: Eukaryota; Viridiplantae; Streptophyta; Magnoliopsida; Brassicales; Brassicaceae
Exons: 1
Coding region: 37-687 (216 amino acids)
Source: RefSeq, marked reviewed
ACAGGGACGCGAAUCGUAAACAAGACGUAAAAAACAAUGCAGGAUUUUUCUUCAACGGUGUCGUAUAGCCCAAGCUUCAGUUACUACGCUUCCGGUGAAUUCGCCGCCGCUGCAGUUAAAGUUUCCCGCGAAAACGAAAGCUACAAUAUCAGAGAUCAUGAGUCCGUUAAAGUCAACUCCGUCAAUGACGAAGACGUUGACUUCGAGUUUGAAACGUCGCCGUUACAUGAAGAAACCUUCGUCCACUUCCCGACGUUCAAAACCAACGUCGUUUCCACUACUAACAAGACAGACAAAGAAGCCGCCGCUGAAAAAAUAUCGGAGCGUUUCCCCGGAAAUUGUCUGUGGAGUCCACUCAGAUCUCCGGCUGCUUCGAAACACUCAGAAUCAUCUACUAGCACACCGAAACGGUGCCGUUUGAAGAAAUUUCUAACGAGAAGUCAUAGCGACGGUGGUGUUUUGCCCUCAAGUGCAUCAAAACGGUGCUAUACUUUUAAGGAUCUUAAGCGGAGGAGCCACAGCGACGGCGGCGGCGACACCAGUAAGAGGAGCUCGCCGACCGUGAAAGUUAAGAACAAAACGGUGUCGUAUAAGGUCGGGGAAGGUGACAAGAGAAGAAAAUCUUAUUUGCCUUACCGGCAAGAUUUGAUCGGAGUUUUCGCCGUGAUUAGAGGGUUACGUCGUUAAUUGAAGCUCAAUUAAUUUGUAUAGUUUUACACAACUGGACAAAAAAUUACUAUAAUAGCAAUUAGGUACUUGUUUAAAUAUUGUAUUUAUAAAUAUUUCCAUGUAACUUUUGUUUCGUGUAUUGAAGUCCAAUUCAAUGCGUUGACUCAAAGGAACGUUUGAUAUUUUUUUUUUCCAUUUU